UUCCACGUCAACCGUUUGACAGCUGGCAAGGGACUCGCGGUUAUUCAUUUUUGUGUUUUGUGAUAAAUAUUUUAAAAUGAUUACUGUUCUAAACACAAUUGAUACCGGCCAUGAAGAUAUGAUCCAUGAUGCCGAACUGGAUUACUACGGGCUUAGAUUAGCCACAUGUUCUUCUGAUAAUUCGGUAAAGAUUUAUGACAUCAAGAGUGGUACACAAACCCUUGCUGCUGACCUGAAGGGUCAUUUCGGCCCCGUGUGGCAAGUUGCCUGGGCUCACCCUAAGUACGGCAACCUGCUGGCUUCAUGCUCAUAUGACCGCAAAGUUAUCAUAUGGAAAGAAUCUGGUGAGUGGACGAAACUUUAUGAAUACACCGGACAUGAAAGUUCUGUAAACUCGAUUGCGUGGGCACCGGCCGAGUAUGGCCUAAUCUUGGCGUGCUGCAGCUCUGAUGGGUCCGUGUCUAUCUUGACAUACUCUCAAGAUGGUGGCAACUGGGAUGUGAAGAAGAUACCUGGAGCUCAUGCUAUUGGUGUGAACUCUGUCAGUUGGUGCCCGGCCAUCUCGGCAGACUUGAACUUAGAUCCACUUAGCAACAAAGAUGCACCAAAACGAAUAGUUACAGGAGGAUGUGAUAAUCUGAUCAAAAUUUGGAGAGAACAAGGAGAGCAAUGGGUAGAAGAAAACAGGUUAGAGAUGCACAUGGACUGGGUGCGAGAUGUAGCAUGGGCACCAUCUCUAGGACUGAACCGGUCAACUAUUGCUAGCUGCUCUCAGGACAAGAGAGUUGUGAUCUGGACUAGCGAUGAUAAUGUAUCCUGGACACCCACCAUCCUCAACACCUUUGAUGAUGUUGUCUGGAGUGUGAGCUGGUCCCUGACUGGCAACAUCCUAGCAGUCUCUGGUGGUGACAACAAAGUAAGCCUCUGGCGUGAAGGAUCUGAUGGCCAGUGGCUAUGCAUAAGUGAAGUCGCUAAAGGCUUGGGACAAACACCAAAUGAUGAGAGGAGCACACUUUAAAUUCAUUUAUUUAUGUUUAUGUUUUGUUUAUUUUAAUUAACUUGUGAAUAAUUUCCUAAUAGUAAUAUACAUUGUAAUCAAG
Molecule: messenger RNA, 1100 nt
Organism: Spodoptera litura
Lineage: Eukaryota; Metazoa; Arthropoda; Insecta; Lepidoptera; Noctuidae
Gene: Sec13
Product: nuclear pore and COPII coat complex component secretory 13
Biological process (GO): positive regulation of TOR signaling; protein import into nucleus; COPII-coated vesicle budding
Cellular component (GO): COPII vesicle coat; nuclear pore outer ring
Molecular function (GO): structural molecule activity; protein binding
Source: RefSeq, a predicted model, not a curated record